Molecule: messenger RNA, 2683 nt
Organism: Elaeis guineensis (African oil palm)
Lineage: Eukaryota; Viridiplantae; Streptophyta; Magnoliopsida; Arecales; Arecaceae
Product: NADPH--cytochrome P450 reductase 3
Cellular component (GO): cytosol
Molecular function (GO): FMN binding; flavin adenine dinucleotide binding; NADPH-hemoprotein reductase activity
Source: RefSeq, a predicted model, not a curated record
UCCCUCCCGUGCUCCCAACCACUUUCAGGGUCUCCCCCGGUCCACCAACCUCACCGCCUCUCCCAACGCCCUCUUUCUUCUCUCCAAGAGAGAAAGAAAGAAAGCUCGCGCCAGAGAGAGUGGGCGAGGCUCUCGAGGGCUGGGGUACAAUUCUUACGGAGCGAUCCUGCGAGCGAUCGAAGGUCGGCGGGGCAAUGGAUUCGGGAUCGAUGAAGCCCUCGGCACUGGAUCCGUUAUCGGCGAUCCUAACUGGGAAGUUUGGCGGCGACGGCGUGUCGCCGGAGACGGUGACGGCGAUGAUCACCGAGAACCGACAGCUGCUGAUGAUUCUGACGACCUCGAUCGCGGUUCUCGUGGGUUGCGCCAUCGUUCUUGUGUGGCGGCGGUCGGCCGGGAAGAAGGUGAGCCGGCCGGUGGAGCCGCCGAAGCCGCUGAUGGUAAAGACGGACCUGGAGUCUGAAGUGGACGACGGGAAGAAGAAGGUCACCAUCUUCUUCGGCACGCAGACCGGCACCGCGGAAGGGUUUGCCAAGGCCCUUGCGGAGGAGGCUAAAGUGCGAUACGAUAAAGCUACUUUCAAAGUCGUCGAUUUGGACGAUUAUGCAGCAGAUGAUGAGGAGUAUGAGGAGAAAAUGAAGAAGGAGAUGUUAGCUCUGUUCUUCUUGGCUACGUAUGGAGAUGGGGAACCAACUGAUAAUGCCGCCAGGUUUUAUAAAUGGUUUACUGAGGGGGAAGAAAGGGGGAAUUGGCUAGAGAAUCUUCAGUAUGCUGUGUUUGGUUUGGGGAACAGGCAGUAUGAGCAUUUCAAUAAGGUUGCUAAGGUGGUUGAUCAGAUCCUCGCUGAUCAGGGUGGGAAGCGCCUGGUCCCAUUGGGUCUUGGAGAUGAUGAUCAAUGCAUUGAGGAUGACUUUACUGCAUGGAAAGAACUUCUGUGGCCUGAGCUAGAUCAAUUGCUUCAUGAUGUAGAUGAUGUUUCAGGUGCAUCUACUCCUUACACAGCUGCUAUACCUGAAUAUCGGGUUGUCUUGAUCAAGCCUGAAGAAGCUGCACAUCUGGAUAAAAGUUGGAGUCUUGCAAAUGGCCAUGCUGUUCAUGACAUUCAACAUCCGUGCAGAGCUAAUGUGGCUGUGCGGCGGGAACUUCAUACGCCAGCUUCUGAUCGGUCCUGUAUUCAUUUGGAGUUUGAGAUUGCUGGCACUGGUCUUAUGUAUGAAACUGGAGACCAUGUUGGUGUAUAUGCAGAAAAUUGUACUGAGACUGUAGACGAGGCAGUAAGGCUGUUGGGUUAUUCAUCAGAUACAUUUUUUACUAUUCAUGCUGACAAAGAGGAUGGCACGCCACUAAGUGGUAGCUCACUACCACCUCCUUUCCCAUCUCCAUGCACAUUAAGAACUGCACUUGCCCGAUAUGCGGACCUCCUGAAUUCACCCAAGAAGAGUGCUUUAGUUGCAUUAGCUGCACAUGCAUCUGAUCCUAGUGAAGCCGAGCGGUUAAAGUUUCUGGCUUCACCUACUGGAAAGGAUGAAUAUUCUCAGUGGAUAGUAGCAAGUCAGAGGAGCCUCCUGGAAAUUAUGGCCGAGUUCCCUUCUGCCAAGCCUCCAUUGGGAGUUUUCUUUGCAGCUAUAGCCCCUCGUUUGCAACCUAGAUAUUACUCGAUAUCAUCUUCACCAAGGAUGGCACCAACUAGAAUUCAUGUGACAUGUGCAUUGGUGUAUGGACCAACACCAACAGGAAGGAUUCACAAGGGAGUCUGUUCAACCUGGAUGAAGCAUUCUGUUCCAUUGCAAGAAAGCCAAGAAUGUAGCUGGGCUCCUACUUUUGUGAGACAGUCAAAUUUUAAACUGCCUGCAGAUUCCUCUGUGCCCAUUAUAAUGAUUGGCCCUGGCACAGGGCUGGCACCCUUCAGGGGCUUCUUGCAGGAAAGGUUGGCACUGAAGGAGGCCGGCACACAACUUGGUCGUUCUAUUCUCUUCUUCGGAUGCAGGAAUCGUAAAUUGGACUUCAUUUACGAGGAUGAGCUGAAAAAUUUUGUUGAAACAGGGGCUCUUUCUGAGCUCAUUGUUGCCUUCUCUCGUGAGGGCCCGACUAAGGAAUAUGUGCAGCAUAAAAUGGCUGAGAAGGCCUCUGACAUAUGGAGUGUCAUCUCUCAAGGUGGUUACAUUUAUGUAUGUGGUGAUGCAAAGGGAAUGGCUAGAGAUGUCCAUCGAACACUACAUACCAUUGUUCAAGAGCAGGGAUCUUUGGAUAGCUCCAAGACUGAGAGCAUGGUGAAGAGUCUGCAAAUGGAGGGUAGAUAUCUGAGGGACGUGUGGUGAGUUUUUCCUUGAAGUGGUUGCCCAUCGGAUCUUUAGAUGCAGCGGCACGCCCUCGUGGAAACUUAAUUCUAGGCAUCCAACACCUCCGGGAAGUAGGCUUUGGGGCUGGGGGCAGUAUAAGCGUGCCCCUAUUUCUCAGCCACCACAGACUUAUGUUGUCUCGAUUAUGUGAUUCUUUUACAAUAUUCUAAUAAGGAUUUAUAUUAUAUAUAAUAUUUGUAUAUUUUUAUUAUUGGGCUGUUUUGUUGGAAAAAUAAGUAGUAUAUCAUGAAGGAGAGGGGUUCUGCUGGUAAUCGAACACCGAAGACAUUUUAUACAGGAAGCUGUAGUAUGUAUAAGUGGAUUGCCCAUCUUGUGUGCCUUGCAAA